UUUAGGUUCCUUGCACUGACGCCAUGGAGAGUGUAUCACCUGAUUUCUGUCAUGAUCCUUGGGCGUGUUAUUAUGCAGAUAAUAAAGGAUAUGGUUUUGUCUAGAACAAGAGGUGCACAGUUGUGGAGAAGCCUCAGUGAAAGCUGGGAAGUUAUCAAACCAGAUGAGAAACCCAGACUCAGCCACUGUAUUGCAGAAUCAUGGAUGAAUUUCAGCAUAUUUCUUCAAGAAAUGUCUCUUUUUAAACAGCAGAGCCCUGGCAAGUUUUGUCUCCUGGUCUGCAGUGUGUGCACAUUUUUUAUGAUCUUGGGAAGUUACAUUCCUGGGGUUAUACUCAGCUAUCUAAUGUUACUGUGUGCGUUUUUGUGUCCAUUGUUUAAAUGUAAUGAUAUCGGACAAAAAAUAUACAGCAAAAUCAAGUCAAUCCUGCUCAAACUAGACUUUGGAAUUGGAGAAUAUAUUAAUCAGAAGAAACAUGAGAGAUCUGAAGCAGAUAAAGAAAAAAGUCACAAAGAUGACAGUGAAUUAGACUUUUCAGCUCUUUGUCCUAAGAUUAGCCUCACGGUUGCUGCCAAAGAGUUAUCUGUGUCUGACACAGACGUCUCUGAAGUAUCCUGGACUGAUAAUGGGACCUUCAAUCUUUCAGAAGGAUACACUCCACAGACAGACACUUCUGAUGAUCUUGACCGACCCAGUGAGGAAGUUUUCUCUCGAGAUCUUCCAGAUUUUCCAUCUCUAGAAAAUGGCAUGGGAACAAAUGAGGAAGAUGAAUUAAGCCUUGGCUUGCCUCCUGAGCUCAAGAGAAAGAAGGAGCAGUUAGACAGCGAUCGCAGACCGUGCAAAGAGAGGCAAUCAGCAGCUGGUCUCACCCUUCCUCUGAACAGUGACCAAACCUUUCACUUGAUGAGCAACCUGGCUGGGGAUGUCAUCACAGCUGCAGUGACUGCUGCCAUCAAAGACCAGUUGGAGGGUGUGCAGCAAGCACUUUCUCAGGCUGCACCCAGCCCAGGAGAGGAUACAGACACAGAAGAAGGUGAUGACUUUGAACUACUUGACCAGUCAGAGCUGGAUCAAAUUGAGAGUGAAUUGGGACUUACACAAGAUCAGGAAGCAGAAGCACAACAAAGUAAAAAGUCUUCAGGCUUCCUUUCAAAUCUACUUGGAGGCCAUUAAUCUAGGAAUCGCUUGCAACAGCACACACACACAAAAAGUUUCAAACAAGCAAAAAAAAAAAAAAAAAAAGAAAAGAAAAAAGGAAAAAAAUUGAACUGUAAGCUUUAAUGAUUACUUUAGAUUUUUGUUUUAUUUUUCCUCCUGCAGUGAAUUAAUUGGAUAUAUAUCAGCUGACACUGAUAGACUGAUAGUUAUAUUUAUGUAAUAAGCAUGGAAAUGAACUUCACACACACACACACAGUGUUGUGAGAUAACUAUUAGGGGUUGUUUUUAAAGCAAAAGGAAAAUAAAAAACACCAAAUUAUUAAGAUUCUCCUAUAAAUAUUAUUUUUUCUUUAUAAUUAAUUUUUCAAGCAUGCAAAAACAGUUCACCAUAACUCACUGAAAAUAUUAACAAUUAAUUCUUAAUACAUGCUGUAUCAGCUCCCUUAUUCCUAAUACGUGGAGAGCUUUUUUAACUGGUAGAUUUUGAUGUAAAAAUAAAUUAUCAAGGUAUCUUUAGUUUAAGGACUUGGGAAAUACUAUCAAAAUUAAUUUCCUAAGAAAAAAAUUAAGAAAUAUAUUUAAGUACUCUGGAUAAACUGAAACAUUUCCAUGUUAUUCCUGCAGUUGUAGACCUAGGCUUACUUGUAAAGUGGCAUGCUCCAUUGACUGCCAUCUCUAGUUUUGCAAUGGGUGCUAUUAACCCACAGAAAGCAAGAGUUAUGUAUUACAUAGACAGUGGUUAUGAUGUUAACAGAGUCAGCUGUUUUGUUCGUCAUGUUUGUGAUAGGGAUGUUGCAAAUGCAGGUCUAGUCUGCCUGCUCAGACUUUAGUUAAACCCUUAUCUUUUCUAUUAUGUCAUGGAAAAAGUUUCCUGAAAGUGUGAAACUAGUCUUGAUUGUUCUUUGAGUGAUGUGGCCAUCAGCAAUAAAGAAAUAACUGUUUUCUUAGUCUGUAUAGAUAAAGAGGAACUUGCUUGGCUUUAAAGAUGUAUUUAUUUGCCAUUGAAGUCUAAAUAUGUAAUCUAUUUCUUUUUGGGAAGAUAGAAUAUAUUUUUUCCUUUAUUUUAAGUGUUUUAAGAUCAUUUUAAAAUAACCAAAUCUGAUUUGUGGUUUUUAACAAAGGACUAAAAAGCAGAAACCAAGCUAGUCUUGUUUUUGUGGCAAACUUUUAAGUGUUGAGGGACCAUGUCAGCAACUACAAAAAAUCUCUUACAUCUUCAGGUAUAGCUGGCAUUUCUACAGAUGUGUAAAGACAUCUGAGACCCUCAGAAAGGAAGGAUAAUCAAAGAAUAUAGGAAAUCUGUGUUCCCUUUCUCUCCUCUUAUCCCUUUUCUUACAUUUGUAAAGAUUAGUUAUAGGUAAUCUGACAUUUUAAUGUCGUAUCUCUUAUUUAUUUUUUCUUUCUGAGGUAUUAAAAUAUCUAGACUGAAUUUUGCCAAAUGUUAAAGGGAGAAAAGUUACGAAGACUUUGAACACUUGCUUUUUUGUGACUGACUAUGCUUGUCAUUAGUGCCUCAUGACUGUGUUUGAUGUCCUCUAUUGAUACAAAGUGAGCCUGUGCCUUCAUUAUCUUGCCCAUGUUAAUACAAAUGGAAACCUGGCAUUCGAAAAUUUCCGAAUUUGUGGGUUUUGGAGGAAUAUACCCGAAUUUUACUCAGUAAGCUUCUGGACAUGAAGAAAAAUACAGUUACCUAUUUAUAAAAUAGUUGUUACCAAGGAUUCUUCUUAUGUGUGUUUCUUUAUUUAAAACAAUAUUUUUGGUCAUGAAGUUAAAAAGCUUCAAGUCAUUUCAAUUUCUUCAUUGAGGAGAAAACAAGAAGUUAAAUAAGCCCAGUAAGUAAAUAAUGUGUUAUAAGUCACCAGACAUGCUUACAAGAUAAACUCAAGGGCUGAUAAUGUGUGAUGAUAUGAAUAAUAAAUCUAGAACAAAAUAUUAUAAACUAUAAAUUAAAAGGGUUUGAGAAUGGGGGGAGGUUUGUAGGGUAGAAAAAUAUGUCACCAGUACUAUUGAGGAGACAUACCAGCUCUCUAUGGACAGUAGCACUGUAACUAUAUAUGUACUUUAAUGUUUGUAUAAUAAUGUGUGAUUACAGACUUACACACUACAAUAAUGGUACUCUUCUCAAAACUUUUAAUUCAAACAAAUGGGGAUACUGAGGGUUUGUGUGUGUGUGUGUUUUGGUGGGGUGGGGGGCAUUGUUUCUGGUGUUAAGAUGUAGUAUCAGAUAAACCUGGUGAUUUAUCCAGUACAGUAGAGAACUACAUAUCCUUUACCAUGAGAAUUUAUAUCGAUAGCAAUAUUUUCCCAAUAUCUGAAAAAAAACUGAAAAAUGGCUUGUAAGAUCUAGUGGAAUGCAGUCUUUAAAAUGUGAGCCAUAGAUUUUUAAAAAUUAAUUAAGAGCUGUAGAAAAUUGCUCAUUUCCUGUAGAAAGUGCUGAGCAAAAUUAAACAAUGAUUAGCGUACAUGGAUCAUGCAUUUUGAUCUGAAACAAUAAAGCAAUGCUCAAGUAGCGGAAGCUUGCUUUUAGAGGUCAGUUCAGGCUUGGAUAUUCUCAUUCUGAAACACUUUUGCCUUCUGUUAUUUUUUUAAAACUGCCCCCUCCCUAAUUUAAGAGAAUAUUAGGAAAAUAAACUUUUAUAAGAUUUUGUAACUGGCAAAUAUUCUCAACAUAUUUAGGCAUCUCACUCUCAUAUUUGAAAUAAGUUCAACUUUCUUCCUUUUUAAAAAAAGUGGCAAAUGCCAGCAUGCUUCUAAUUUUAGGCAAAGAGCAAAUUCACGUUUGUUUUUAAGAAAAAAAGUGAUUUUAACAUUUUUAUGAUGUUUAUAAUUUAGAUUGGUGUAUGUCUUUACUCUAGCUGUGUUACUUGCAAGACAGGAAAUUACUCUGAAAAUCCUUACUGAAAUAUUGUUGUCUUAGAUCAUUUGUAUCAAGAUGAAGUUAGAAAGUCUCAGAACUAUAUUUUGUGUAUUAUUUCUCCAUUUCCACUGAGCAUUUAGGUUAGGAAGGAAUGUUGGAAAUUUAAGUUCUGGUUCUGAAGUAACUAUGAAGGCCUUAGUCAAAGUCAUAUAACAUCCUCAAGUUAACAGCCUCAGUUUCCCCAAACAUAAGGAAUUUCAUUCUUACCCUCUCACAAAGGGAUGUUUCAUGAAUGAAUGAAAAAAAGUAUCUGAAGUACUUUUGGGGGGGUGGGGCUGUAUAAAACAAAGAUACUGAUUUUUUCCUGUGUUUCAACAAAGCCACUGUUUUAAACAUUAAAGGCAAUCAACAAGUACCUGCUUACAAUAAAACUCUGUAAGGUUCUUUUUAAUGGGUCUAUCACUGUAUCAGCCUCAUAGUCCAAUAAAUCCCUGUGGAAUAUGUGGAUA
This is a messenger RNA of Carlito syrichta (Philippine tarsier), 4524 nucleotides long. RefSeq names its product reticulophagy regulator 1 (gene RETREG1). The record is from RefSeq and is a predicted model, not a curated record. Gene Ontology annotation, cellular component: endoplasmic reticulum membrane. Bases 52 to 1173 code for a protein of 373 amino acids. Gene Ontology annotation, biological process: reticulophagy; negative regulation of neuron apoptotic process. Lineage: Eukaryota; Metazoa; Chordata; Mammalia; Primates; Tarsiidae. The transcript has 8 exons.